Messenger RNA from Saccoglossus kowalevskii, 2402 nucleotides. RefSeq names its product coiled-coil domain-containing protein 11-like. NCBI's taxonomy places the organism in Eukaryota, Metazoa, Hemichordata, Enteropneusta, Harrimaniidae. The record is from RefSeq and is marked validated.
GAUCGAAAAAGGCCUGCACUAUAGGUUAUUGGUAGCUCACUGGAAAUCGUCUGUCUUGUUGUCGAUCGCUCCAAUUUGUUUAAGAGGUUUAGAAGAACGAAGACCUUUGGUGAAAAAAUAAUUAUUCUACGUACAACUAAUCUGUGUUGGAUAAUUAUUUGAAGAUAUUUUGAGUAACCCAUUGCAGAGUGUCUGUUCGUCAGAUUUUGUAUUGUUUGUCGCUAAGUCGACUUUCUUGGUGUGGAAUCCAUCGGUGUUUCUUCACGGAUUUUAGUAAAGAAGCAUUAUGUUAGCAUAUCAGACGAAAAGAAGGACCCGUGAACACACGGGCCCAACGCCGCAUUCAGUGGCAAUUAAAGCUAGAAUGCCCAGCAGAUUUCCUCCAGAUCAUUUGAUUUUAGAGCGCCGUAAACAGGAUGACAUGCGAGAAGAAGCCGAGUCAUUGGUACGAUACAAUAAAAUGUAUGACCUAAAAAAUGACUGGGAAAGCACCACAGACAGACGCAUUCAACAAAACACAGUUAAAAGAAAGGUGAAAAAUAUGUUACAACAAGAAGAAUUCAGCUUAGAAGACAGAAGGCAGAGGUUACGUGAUCUUCUCUCUGCUGAGGAGGACCAAUACCUCAAAGAGAUGGAAGACAAACAAGAAACCGUGAUAGAAAGACAAGCUAAAAUGAGAGAAAGAGCAAAGUUCUUGAAAGAUAAGCGAGAAAAGGAAAGGCUACAGGUAGUUGCAGAGAAACUUGACCAGAGGUGGAGGGAAGAGUGUGAAGAAUUAAGGUCAACACUCACUCGUCGUCACCAAGAUGAGGUAUGCACAGAACGCAUGAAGCAACUGGAACUCAAGGAUCAAAUGGAACAACAGAGACUGGAAGAUGAGCGCAUGUAUGCCUACAUGUGGGAACAAGAUAGACUUGCCAAAGCAGCCAGGGAAGAAAGAGAAACCAAAGAACAGAUGGCUAGAAACAGAGAAGUGCUGGAAACAUUACAAGUACAGAUGGCGGCACUGCAGAAACAAAAAUUAGAAGAGAAAAGACUGGUAGCUGAAGAAGCAGAACUUUUGAGAGAACAAAAUAAGCUACGUAAACUGGAAGAGCAGCGUGCAUUGGCAGAGAAAAGAUCCAGGCAAGCAGCCAUGAGAAGUGAGUUGGAUAAAUCAUUGAAAUUAAAAAUGAAGAAGAGAGCCAAAGAAAUGCAAGAAGAACUUGCACUUGAUAUGAAGAUUUUAGAAGAACUGUUGGAAGAAUCCCGCAAUGAAGCUAAGGAACAGGAGCAAAGAAAGCGUGAAUUGCGUGAAGAACAAAUUCGUUAUCGUGCCUAUCUACGUAAACAGUUGGAAGAGGAGAAAGAGCGUGAGAAGGAGCUAGAUCGUGUUAUCACUGCAGAGGUAGAGAAACAAUGGCAGAAGAGACUUGACCAGUGGGAUAGAGAACAUGAGGCAAGGAAGAGACUCAUGCAAGAAGUCUUAGCAGAGAGACAGAAACAAGUUGAAGCCAAGUUGUUAGUCAACAAGGAGAAACAGGAAGAAGCCCGUAAAGAAUGUGAAGCCAUGCUUGCAGCCAUUGAGGAACACAAACGUCUAGAAGCUGAGCGAGAGGCCAAGGUGAAAUCCCAGAAUUUACAAUACCAGAAUGAUCUUGAAGGACAAUUAGAUUAUGAAAAACGUGUGAAGGAGGUAGCUAAGGAUGAAGAAUACCGAGAGUAUUUGAAAGGACUUGAUGCUGAAGCACAAUAUCAGGCCAAAUUAAAAGAGGCACUUUCUAGACCAGUCAUUGACAAAUCUCAUCCAAUGAGGAAAGCAUAUAUGGCCAGAAAUGCUGCAUAUCAAUAUACAAUAUUUGUAAUUUUCUACAAGUAAAUAUUCAUAAAACUGACACCACAUGUGGAUUAUAUAUGGUAUUACUGGUUUACUCUUUAUCUACAGACUUCUUUUUGUUUAUUUUACUGUGUAUCCGUCCUCUAUGAUCACAUUUUUUGCCACUUCCAGAAAUCAAGUUAAAAAUUUUAAUUUCAGUUUAUUUUGGAAGUGAAAUGAGUAUAAUCCAUUUAAUAGAUACCAGGCAUUUGUAUUAUAUUAACAUUUGAGCAGAAUUAAUUAAACGUUGUUAUGCCUGAUAUUUAAAUAUUUAUCAUUCCUACAGUAUGGUAAAUACUGUGAUUGCCAUGUUUUGUGGUAACUGGGGUCAUGAGAGGUCAUUGGUACAUACAGGACGAAGCCUUUCUAGCUAACCUGUCAAUAUCAAUCAUUUAGAAAAUCACCCAGUCCUUUCCUUGCUCCACUGUUUGUUUGAUUAGUAGUGUGAAAACCAACAUCUUUGUAUCUCCCAUGAUGGUUUAACAUGGAUAUUACAUUAUCUAUGUAAUUGUAAAUAGUUGUUAUAAAUAAAUAUUUUGUUAGUAUG